Molecule: messenger RNA, 1533 nt
Organism: Amphimedon queenslandica
Lineage: Eukaryota; Metazoa; Porifera; Demospongiae; Haplosclerida; Niphatidae
Exons: 5
Coding region: 11-1300 (429 amino acids)
Biological process (GO): thiamine biosynthetic process
Molecular function (GO): ATP binding; magnesium ion binding; hydroxyethylthiazole kinase activity
Source: RefSeq, a predicted model, not a curated record
GUCACACUGCAUGGUUAAAUACACAGUAUUGCAUACAGAGCCUUUCCAAUUUCCAGGGGUAAAUCUGAAAGAAAAAGCUCAGGCAAUGGCUACUCCAUCAAAGUCCAAGAAAUCCAUAGGAUCUUUAUUUAAACCUAAAAACAAAAAGCCGCUAGCCACGGCUGUUUCGGUUGAUGAGAAGAGGACGACAGACCCAGUGCCUCGAGAUGGUGGUCUUCGCAGCAAAUCAUUGGGCAACAUUCAUGAGGUGAAAGUAGAAGAAGAAGGCGCACAGGAGGGAAACUGGCAUGAGAUAGCACUCAUCAAAAGCACCUGUCCAGUCGUUAUGUGUAUCUUGCCCUCAGUUGCAAAGGACUUUGUGGCGUCAGCCUUGCUUGCGAUAGGAGCCUACCCUCUAAUACCAGAAGAGGCAGAAGAUGUAAGCUCCCAGUUAGCUACUGCUCAGGUACUACUAGUGGACACAUCAUCAAAAAGAGACAUUGUUGAAGCAGUUAUUGAGCAUUAUAGUGUUAGUAGCAUUCCACUGGUCGUCGUAGCCUGGGAGUCAGGGACAGACGAUGCCAGGAAGGACUUGACAAGAAAGCUAGUGACAACGUGUAAUCCUGCAGUUAUCAGUGGCCGUCUUGGAGACAUAUGUGCAAUAUCUUUGGACAUAAUGAGCAGAGCUAAGGGUAUUAUUAAUGCUGAAGAUGAUGCGAAUGCCAUGUGCUCGUUAAAGCCUGCCGGUGAUGAAGAGCGACCAUCAACGCCUAAUGCAACAUGUAGCAUUGAGAAGUCACCACGUUUUAUAAGGAAGAAAGAGAAGAUAUUCCAAAGGCAGAACACAGCCAUACCUCAAAUAGUGCUAAAAGGGCAAUUCCGUCAUCAAUCUAUUAAAGAUGUUUCAACAGAUAAAGCUCUUGACAGUGGUAGGAAGCUAGCUGCACAGUUAGCUUGUUGCAUCCACCUGUUUGAAAUCAACGUUGUAACGUGUGGCGAAUUCUUCUAUGAAAUCAACAACACCCAAUUAGGCAUGGACAAACUACACUGCACUGUCCAGUGUGCUGCUGGAAUCAUGGCAGCCACUAUAGGAUCAGUCAAAGGAAAGGGAGAAGAUGUCUCUCUCAUGACAUGCGGCCAUUCUCUCUCAUUGUAUCACGUUGCAGCUGAAGAAGCAGCUGUGAAAGUUUCCAAAAGUGAAGAGCUAGUCAGUCCUGGGUCUUUAAGAGUUGAGUUUAUUAACAUGUUACAUAGACUUGAUGAGAUUACUGUUAAGAGUAAAGCAAAAACAGUUUUUCAUAAUGCUCCGCCUAGUCACUGAGACAAAUUCAUGAUUUUAAAAGCAUUUUAUUUUAUAUCUUUUCUCUGUGACGUUAAAAUUGUGUAAAUUGAGUUUUAUAUAUUAACUAAUAAUUAUUAUUAUUUUUAAUAAGACUAAUGUUAUAAUUAUUAUUAUAAUUGUGUGCAUCAUGUGUGUGUCAGAUGCUUCAUAAAAAUAAAAAUAAUUUUUAUUUAUUUAUUUUGAAGAGCCUAAAACCAUAGUACUUAAUGUAA